Porites lobata is the source of this 19401-nucleotide messenger RNA. Lineage: Eukaryota; Metazoa; Cnidaria; Anthozoa; Scleractinia; Poritidae. The record is from the annotation of a GenBank genome assembly.
GGCUAUUAAAAUUUUCAAUAUGCAUAUUGCAUUUUGGGAGGGUCACGUGACUUAAGAGUCGCUCUUUCCCCGCGAAGUAAAAAUGGCUUCUCAAAAGUGAGGCAAGGAGAAAAUGGGGAAAAUAUCACUAAACGCUAAUGGGAGAAAGCUAAAGGCACUUUAUUCAUGUGUUAUGGUAUCAGGCUAAUGAAAUAAUCGAAAAAAUGAAGCGAGGACGGGGAAGACCUCCCAAAUAUCAGUCUCAAAAUGCCAAAACGCCGAAUGUCUCGAUUGCAACCAACCAACAUGGCGGCCAUGCGACUCCUCGUGUCUCUUCUCCUCAUGGCAUUAAAACCCGAGGUUAUAGUUCAACUACACCAAGGAAAUACUACGGAAUGGAAUCGUCAGACUCGGAAAGUGAUGAUGACUCAGUUUCUAGUCGUAGUUCUUUACUUUCAAGCUCUGCAUACACGAAAAUUCGCUAUGUUGAGCCGCUUAAAACCGUGUCGCCAGUCAAGUUAGCUCCUUCAUCAGAUGAUCUUUUACUCGACCCAGAAUAUAUUUUACCAGCUUUGGGUAUUUAUGAGAUCCUUAGGCAUUUCAGCCGGAUAAUUCGGCUUUCUCCAUUUAGGUUUGAAGACUUCUGCGGAGCAAUGAAGUCGCCAGACCAGUCUUCUUUGCUUGCACAAAUACACCUCUGUUUGCUUCGCUUUCUUUUGUCGGAGGAUGAUGCUAGUGGUUUGACAUUUGUAGCGAGCGACGAGAAAGACAGUUUCAAUAUUCUUAUGUACUGCCUUGGCGAUUUUACUUGGCCUGAUGUUAUUCGAAGCUACAUUACGUCCGAUAAAACCGAAUUUGGAGAUGUAUCGUCAGCUGUCAUUGUGAGCGAGAACGAAGACCCGUUCCCUUUCACAACGGUUGAAAAAAGGCUGAAGGUUUUGCAGCGACUUUGCGAUCAAUUUCUCGCUUCAAACUCAGUCAGGUACGACGUUAUGAACGAAGGAAUGGUCGAGUCGGAGGAUCAUUGCCGAAACUGUUCUAAAAUGGGUGAUUUACUCUGCUGUGAAAACUGCCCUGCCGUCUACCAUCUUCACUGCCUCAAACCACCGCUAGAAGUGGUCCCCGAAGGGGAUUGGCUCUGUCCUAUAUGCGAGAUGCACCAGCUCAAAGGCGUCACGGACUGUUCAGUUGAUUGGAACAGGGAUGGAUGGCUCAGAAACACCCCUUUAGGGGUAGACAGGGAAGGAAGAAAAUACUGGUUUUUAGCCAGACGUUUGUUUGUGUAAGUAGAUUGAAUCCAACAUGGAGGUGAAAACAAAUUAUUCAUAUUUUUGUUAUUUUGCUGCAAGUUUGUGCAUCUCAGCACAUGUGUGACAAAGACCUUAUGGCAUGAUGUUUUUUGUGACAACAAAUUUUUUUCUUGUUAACCACCAUUUGGUUAUAGACCAGAGAUUAUUUUUAACGAAAAAAAAAAAAAAUUCACUUUGACAAGUUUUGCAAAUUAGCUAAAAUUUCAUGUCACAAAAAUUAUGUUUAUAGGGCAAUAUGCAAAUUGUGUCAAGGAUGGAACUCUCUAAGGGCCUGUUUGCAUGGAGGUGGGGGACCCUAGAUAGGUGAAGAAACCCACUCUGCUGGGUGAAAAAAAACCGUUUACAUGCAAUUUUACAACCCCUCCAUCCUGGGGCCCACUUUCUCAAGAUUAUUUAAUUAAUGGUGGCUAAGCACGGGAGUCUGGUUUGUUUAAUCAUACAGUAGUAUGAUUAUAGACCAAAUUGGAUGCAACGUCAUAUUUCUGUUACCAAUUAAUUAAUCAUAACUGUGACAAAAUUGGUAAAAAGAUAUUCUGAAAGUAAGUGAAAAAAUAAACAUUCAAGUGUGUGCACGCGAUGGUGUGUACUGUCCAGUUUAUUGGAAUGAAGUUUAAUUAAUUUAACACUGUUAACAACAAGGGCGGCGGUCAGUGGAAAAUGCCCUAUAAGCUCCGGAAAGCUCCUGCAAGAACAAUGAAGCCACAUGCUGCCGGCCAGAAGUGUGUGGAGUCAAACUGUCUUGUCUUUGCAUACUUCUAAGCACUUGUCCUUUGAUGUAAUGCACAAAAAGUAUAUGCUUUUCCCAUAUUGCUUGUGAGCCUCUGCUUUUGAAUUGGAAAGAAAAGUCUACCUUUUUAAGUGCUAUUGUGAAUCAUCUAGAGUUGUAAUAAAUAUAUAAGCCUCCUUAGGAAGUAAGUCUGCGAUUGGCAUUGUCAAAAAGCAGGCAAAAGUGUUUUGGUAUUCAUGGUUCGACUUGCCCUAGUAAAAUUUCUCUUUGGUACAAUAAAAUACACCAUGUAUCUCCUUGUGCAAUUUUUUUUUAAAAAAAACUUAAUAUAUCUGUUCCAACAUGUCAAUGUUCUUAUGUCAAAGCCAUAUUUGUAACAUAAAUUUUAAGGUAACACUGUACUCAAUAACCAAACUAGCAGAUCACUCUAAAAACAGAAACUUGAUUUGAUUGGUAUAGACUGUUCCAGAAUAAUCAAGAAUGCAUCCCCAUUCCAAAAUUAGGGCAGUGAAAUGCACCCAUUGAAGGUGGCAUCACCUCUGGGUAAUGUCAUGAGCAUUUGCAUUUUACUCAAAAUUAUUCUCUUUUUGUAUCAAGGCAAUUUUUCCAUCUUAAUCUCUGUCACUGCAGCUUCAACUUUGCAGGGCCCAGGCUUUCUGUUGUUUAAGCAUUUACCCACUGGAUAGUAAAUUGCGUGUUCAGGCCUUUACCAUAGCAAAGACUUCCUAUUCUCUCAGUAGUACUUCAAAAGUCAAGUUUAGUUGCUGAUCUUUAAUUUACUUUGUUUAAAUUUUAUUUGCAAUGCACUAGGGAAGGGAGUGAUGAGACAUUGUACUACAGCUGCAAAGAACAUCUUGAUGACCUGAUCAAAGCCUUGGAGGAAGAUGGUAAAGAAAAGAGGCUGCUUUCUGUUAUAAAAGCAAGGUACAAGGUUAUGGUCCGGCACAUGGAAAUAACUGAGUCGCUUAUUGAGGCUGCACGAGGUGAGAGCUCAGGGAAACUUUUAUUUUACCAUCAGGCAGGUGAUAAGUGUAUAAAACCAGGAUUAGGUUUUACUACAAUUAAUUAAACACAAAAAAGAAAUUUGUUGUAAAUAAAUUGAAACUGUGAAAGGUUUGUUUGACUGGGACUCUGCGACAUGUAUAACGUAUUCUACAGACUACUAUCAACGUCUUACUUUAGAAAGCUGGUUUACUAACUUAGUUUGAUCGUCCAGGUGAACGUAGUCCUGAAUAGGACUGUUGUUGUUGACAGUGACUGACGUUUCGACAACCUGUGCGGUAGUCAUCUUCAGAGUCAAAGUGAGUUGUAUCAUGUCAGUUGAUGGUAUUAUACUCUGGUUAUUGAUCUGAUUGGUCAAUUAUGUCGUGAUGUUAUUGGUCGGUUGUCAGUUAAGCUGUGAUGUUAUUGGCUAUGAAGACUCGUAAUCAGUGAUUGGUGCGUUUCGAUCCAUCUAUUGUCGCAGUUAAACAGUCGUCUGUUGUUAGUCAAAUUGUUAGUUCUCCAGUUGUUCUCUCGUAGUUAGUUUUGCUUGAUCUCGUCAAUAAGUCAUUUGAACGGCGCUGGUAACUGUUGUCUACGAUUCAGUGGCGUUUAUUCUAAGUUAGUAAACCAACUUUCUAAAGUAAGACGUUGAUAGUAGUCUGUAGAAUACGUUAUACAUGUUGCAGAGUCCCAGUCAAUUUGAUGUUUCGUCUUUAAAUGGUGCUCAGCAAUGUGAUUGUUGAUGUCACCAUUCCUCGUCGCGCAUUUGUGUUUGGUCAGUCGCGUGCUUAGGUUUCUGCCAGUUUCACUAAUGUAAGAGGCCUGGCAGUCGCAGCAUUUGAUCUCGUAUACUGCUCCCUGUCUUUCCUCCGGUUUGUCUUUGUCCUUAACAUUAGUAAGCAGUCGCCAUAAAGUGGUUAUCGGUUUGUGCGCAACACGUAUAUUGUAAGGUUGUAAUAUACGUGCAAUAGUUUCAGAGGUGCCUCUGAAGUACGGUAUAGUCGCUGUCGUAACAGGGCCAGAGUUGGUCUGAGAGUUGGAAUCAGUGUUACUGUGAGUGUUCCGUCUAACAAAGUCCAUGUUGUAAUUGUUCUUACUAAAAACGUUGUUAAGAUAAUCAGUCUCGUCUUGUAGGCUGUCAGGUGAGUCGCAAACUAGUUGCGCUCGUCUUGUCAGAGUUCGGAUAGUAGUAGCCUUGUGAGAGGUCGGGUUGUACAAAGACUGGUCUAGUAAUCGGUCGGUACGUGUCGGUUUUCUGUAAAUAGUCGUUUUUAGUUUGUUGUUGUCGCAAGCGACCAAGCAGUCUAGAAAAGGUAUCUUACCAUUAACUUCGAUCUCCUUGGUGAACUGUAUGUCCGCGUUCUAUCUGUUAAGGUGUUCGUGAAAAUCGUCGAUUCCGUCUUUGUGUAUGGCGGUGAAUGUGUCGUCAACAUAACGUAACCAAAGAGGUACAGUUCGCGUGUGGGUAGCUAGGGCUUGUUCCUCGAUGUUUUGCAUGACAAUUUCUGCUACAACAACAGAAACUGGAGAGCCCAUAGCUGUACCGUGUAACUGUUUGUAGUGUUUGCCGUUGUACUGAAAGUACGUCGAAGUCAACACGGACUUUGUUAGACGGAACACUCACAGUAACACUGAUUCCAACUCUCAGACCAGGUCUGGCCCUCAGCGGCUAUACCGUACAUCAGAGGCACCUCUGAAACUAUUGCACGUAUAUUACAACCUUACAAUAUACGUGUUGCGCACAAACCGAUAACCACUUUACGGCGACUGCUUACUAAUGUCAAGGACAAAGACAAACCAGAGGACAGACAGGGAGCAGUAUACAAGAUCAAAUGCUGCGACUGCCAGGCUUCUUACAUUGGUGAAACCGGCAGAAACCUAAGCACGCGACUGACCGAACACAAACGCACGACGAGGAAUGGUGACGUCAACAAUCACAUUGCUGAGCACCAUUUAAAGACAAAACAUCAAAUUGACUGGGACUCUGUGACAUGAAUAACGUAUUCUACAGACUACUAUCAACGUCUUACUUUAGAAAGCUGGUUUACUAACUUAGAACAAACGCCACUGAAUCGUAGUCAACAGUUACCAGCGCUGUACAAACGACUUAUUGACGAGAUCAAGCAAAACUAACUACGAGAGAACAACUGGAGAACUAACAAUUUGACUAACAAUAGACGACUGUUUAACUGCGACAAUAGAUGGAUCGAAACGCACCAAUCACUGACUACAAGUCUUCAUAGCCAAUAACAUCAUGGCUUAACUGACAGACGACCAAUAACAUCACGACAUAAUUGACCAAUCAGAUCAAUAACCAGAGUAUAAUACCAUCAACUGACGUGAUACAACUCACUUUGACUCUGAAGAUGACUACCGCACAGGUUGUCGAAACGUCAGUCACUGUCAACAACAACAGUCCUAUUUAGGACUAUGUUCACCCGGACGAUCAAAGUCAACCUUUUUAAAUUGAAACUGUUUGUUAUAUAAGAUUUGCACACAUCUUGAAAGAAUUCAAGUACCUUGUAUUUAGCAUUUGGAUUAAAGUGGAUGCUAAUUUAAAAUCCUGUGUCAAUUUUAGGGGAACUCCCAUCUGGAAUGACUAAAAGAAGGCCACUGAAAGUGAAAGUUAAGGAGCAAACUUCAGUUACUUCACCUGUGGAUCCAGAAGAACAUAGAGGAGAAGAAGAUGAACAGAUGGACACCUCAGAGGAGAACCCCAGUUAUGGUAAGAUAAUGUUAUGUUCUUCCAUUUUUUUAGAUAAAAGAAGAAAAGUUUCAUCAGUGUCUGAUAGAUGGAGUCUUUCAAAGCUUUUAGUGCAAUAUUGUUUUGAGGUAUUUGUACAGUGUUGGUAUUAUGGGAUCUUGAUUUUUACAAAGAAUAAUUAUUUGCAAUGUGAAUCAGUGUAAAUCGGGUCUUCCACCUUGGGAUCACUGUCUCCUUUGCAGAGUUGAUCCAAUAAGAGGAAAAUAAUUCAAGUGAGUUUGUGCAUAAUAGCAAUGGUGGCAAUCUGAAUUAAAUAUGUUUUUUGCUGUCAAUAAAAAUUAUCUAUUUUCGAAUUAUUUUUUAAGGCAUUCAGUGACACAGAUGUCACUUUAAAAUGACCAUCACCAGGAACAGUAAUAGUUAAAAUGAAACAUUAAAUUUUGAUAGUGAGUAUUUUGAUAGUAAUACUGUAUUCAAAACCAACGGAUAAUUUUAUUAUUUAGAAGGAAGGAGGAGGGAGCGACAAGUUUUUGGACUGGUUUUAAUUCUGACAGUUUCUGAGAGGAGACAGUGCUUCUUUAGAAGAGCUGAAAAUAUUGCCCCUUUUAACUAUAAUUUAUCAUGUGUAUUGUGCUUCAUUUUCAGUGGUGCCUGAAAGGAAACCUAGUUAUUCAGCAGUAACUGAUGACAUACCUUCUUCAUCAAAGCCUGUGGUAGCUUCAGCCAUCCUAACAUUUGUUCCAGAUGGCGAGGUAAAGAAGAUUGUUACACGGCCUCAAGUUGAUAAUUCCAGUAAUAUUAGUGCUGAGAAACAAAUGCUGUUGAGAGACAGAAGGUCUGCAGCUGCCCAAGAUAGCCCUUACUUUAGGAUGAGAGCCCCUAAUGUGUCAGGCCAGUCUGACACAGCUCAAGAAGCUUGGGGUAAUGAGGAGGUGAAAGACGAGAAAAAACUGGCCUCCUGUAAAGAGUAUGGUGCUGAUAUGUUGGGUGUUUCAGCUCCUGCUGUCAAAAAAGAUGUUUAUCAAGAAAAGAAAGAGGAGGGCCAAUCAUAUGAGGAGACAUCUAACCCUAGGAGUGAAACAAGCACAGAUAUGACUGCAUCUGCUGAUGGCAAAGAGUAUCCAACUGCAAAACAAGAACAUGUCCUUACUAAAGCCGUAACUGAGCAAUCAUCCAGCACCAAGCUGGAUGUGAAACCUAAAAUAGAAAUUGAAACUUCACUGCCCAAGGAUCAAACUGCUGAGACUAACAGCAGUGUAAGUGACAAUGUUACAAGUACCAACACUAGCGGGACAUUGAAGAGUGAUUAUUUUACUAAGGCAGGAAUUACUCCACCUUUGAUUGCAAAUAGCAGUUCAGGUAAACAAGUGUUGAGUGCUGGUCAGUCAAUCACUGUUUCUUCCAGUGACACUGUAAUUGGCACCAAAGGAAACACUGUGAAUGCAAGUGGGACAGUUAGUGAAGUCAGUGAAACAAAGCAAGAAGUUGAAGAGCCUGUAUUUAGACUUGGUUCAGAAGGCAACUACUCAUCAUAUGUCAACCAGUUUGCAAGCAAUGCCCUUGCACUGACUAAACAGCAACAUCUGGAUCAACGGGACAAAAGGCGCAGUGUCACCCACAAGUUUAGUCUCAAUGAGUUCAAGUGGCAAGGAGAUGUUAAUGGAAGUAAAGAAGUCAUUCUGAACACUUUGCGGUUCUCUAUAGUUGGCCUUGAAAAUUCUAUUGCCACUUCUUUUAUGCAUCCAUCUUGGCCACUUCAGCGCUCCACAUGGGUGAGGGCAGUUCACAUGUCAAAAACUCCACAAGAGUUUGCAGCAGCUCUGUCAUUUUUGCAGAGUUCCAUUAGGCCUAUUUGCUAUCUAAAUGUGUGGAAUGAUGCAGUAGGUCAUGUGGAGCUGCAUCGUGUUGUGUCCGAGGCUCGUCAAACAGGACCCAAGAAAAAAGAUCACAAAGAAGACGAAGAAGAACCUGAACUGGAAAGCAAGGGAUUUGGUAUGUCCUAGUACAUAAACCUACUUUUCAAAAGACAUAUUCCUGUUGGCAUGGUUCAAUUUCAUUCUUGCGUAUCCCCAAGUUUAAAAAUUACUAAAGGUCCCUUGAACCGGGUUUUAGUUCCCAUCUUUCAGCAUUAAUUUUUGAGACACAUUUGGUGUGUUUUUAAGGGAGGUGGGAAGUUUAUUGAUAACUCACAUCCUUUUUAAGACGGUAUUUGUGAAACUUAAUUGAGUAAACCGUGGUACUUACAGUUGUCAUUGUUUUGUUCUCGUAACUGAUAACUGUUUCGCUCUUAACAGUUAAUUACACGUGGAUGCCACAUCAUCAGGUGUGGAAACAGAAAGGUGAAGAGUACCGCUUGUUUGGUGGUGGUGGAUGGGUCUGGACAAGUGGGCUUCAGUGUCGAAAAAGGAAACGUCCUACUGGAGAUGCAAAGGACACUUUUGUCAAUAAGAAGCGUAAACUGCUGGACACUACAAAUAGGAUCAGUGCUUUGAAAGAGAAGAAAAGAAAGGAGGAAUUAAAGGAAGAAGCAGAUAAAGCAGCUAAGAUUGCUGCUGCCCAGCAGGCCGUCCCUCAAACUGCAACAACUCCUGCUCUUGCAGGUCAAACAACUUCAACAACCAUGCCUACAACAGCCAUAGCAGUACAAAGCUCAGCAAGUGUUCAAAAUGCAGUAUCAUCUACACCAUCACUAUCGCAAAACUCUGUCCAAACCACCGCAACGUUAAAGUUAGCAUCUUCAGCACAGAUUACAUCAUCAGCUACUACUGCAAGCACCUCCUGCUCUAUCACAUCUACAACGCCUUUAACUGUUGCUUCUUUAGUUCCACAAACUCUUAGUUCUACAUGUGCUUCUGUUCAAUCAUGUGUUAAUCCAGCAAUCCCAGCAAGUCAGAACGUUUCGACGGGGUCACCUUCCGUUAUUUCGGUAUCCGCCACUUCACAAACGGCUUCAAGUACAGUGCCUACGUCGUUGUCUAGUGUAGAGUGCUCAAGCACAACUUCAUCGUCUCUGACAGUUGCAUCAUCUUUAAAAUCUGUUGCGACAGUCUCAUCCAUUCAGACGUUACCAACAAAAACAUCUUCCGAUAAUGUAAUUCAAUCCCCUGUACGAAUUGUUUCAAGUACGUCUUUAUCCACUUCGUUUUUAAAUUUUGCGGCUAGUUCGUCUCCAUCUAUGAAAGGUUGUAGUUUAAAUGCUACUUUAGACAAAGGCUCUUCAAGUUUAGACGUAAAUAGAAGCAAUUCAAGUAUAACAUUUGCCCCCGCACCAUUAACAACACAGGAAUCUGUCUCUUCAUCUGAGGUUGUCUCUUCAGGGGCAAUCGAGUCUCCUAAACCAUCCACACCAACAGACACUGUUUCAACACUUGCUCUAGCAAAGGAUUCUGUCGUUGCACCGGAUUCUUCACCAGUGACCCUUCAAGACACUUCUUCAGAAUCUGUCAGUGUUUUUGAGGGUCUGGAAAGAAGUGAAACUCGCGAUAAUCUUCCGUCAGUGUCUAUCAGUAGUGGAGAAAGUAAUACUGAUAAGAACGUUUUGGUAGAUUGCCCAACUGUGAAAUUCCCUAGCGGUGUUAGCACAGAAGAUACCACUCAAAUGGAAUCCACUUAUGAUAGAGCACCUAUUUACUAUUCCGAGCAAAAUGCUGAUAAAGAAAAAUUAGAAUAUAAUAAUGACGUUUCGGUGGAUUGUUCAACCCUGGAGUCCUCUUGUGGUGCUAGUAGUGCACAGAAUACCUUACAAGUGGAAUCCAUUACAGAGAACGCUGGUAACAAAGAAUUUGCUCAAAAUCAGUUGAAUGUUGACAAUCUCACAUCUCAGAAUGAUGGUAGUACUUCUUUUGUGUCCAAGGGAUCUGAAGGUAAUGACAAACCGAAUCUGACGAGUGAUUCUUUAGAUAAAUCAUGCUUAGAGGAUGCUACAAUAACUGAUUCCAAUGUGAAACAAAGUACUUCACCAUUUGACUCUUGCACUAGACAAGAAAGACUAGUUACAGUAGAUUCUACUCAAGAUACAAAGUUUAAGAAAGAUGAACUGUCGGAAUCGCAGCAAGUUGUAUCUGAGUUUGUGAAUGUACAGUGUGACAAUAAAGCCGACAAGCAUGAUGGUGAGGUUACACCAGACACGUCCUCCUCGUUACAAGUUGAAGGUGACGGUUACGAAGUACUCGAAGAAUCCAGACAGGCGGUUUAUCAAGAAAAUCAGAAUCCAAGUCUUUCUGUAGAGAACGAGAUGCAGGGUAUUGCGAUAACAAAGCCAGACAGCUUAGGAGGAGAUAAAGAUUUAAACAACUCGCCUUGCUCAAGUGAUACAGACGCAAAUGAACGUGAGAAGGAAAUUAAGCCCGUCGACGAAGUCCUGGUAAAUGAUAAGGAGAACGAACUGUGUACCGGAAGGAUUUCUAAUAAUGUUCUCUCAGAUGGGGAUGUUUUAGAGGAAAGUCAAAGCAAAAGGACUUCUCUGAACGACAGUUUAACAGAAGAAGUCAGUGGAACUGAAAGGGCAGAGAAGCUACCGGACGCCAGUACCUCAGCCAAGGGCAAACAAUGCUUGGGUAUUGUGAACAAAGAUGUCAUUACUGUGGCAAAUCAUGACAUGUCAGCUGAAAACGUUGCUGACUGCCUUGAACCGAAGAGUAGUUUAGAAGACCUUUGUAAUCACGUUGGAAAAGAUGAUUUCAGUGAUGAGAAAUCUGCCAUUGCCUCAAGCUGUUCGAAAGUUAAAGACGGUGCUGAUGUUUCUUCCUCACAAGAACUGACAACAACUGAGGAAGCUCAUGGACCUUCAAACAGCUUUGAAGCUGAACAGAGUACUGCAGUGGUGAGUUGUGGAGGCGCCACAGAUACACAGACGAUGAAAGCAAAAGGUGGCGACAACGGUCAAAUUGGGGCACUGUGGGAAAAUACUACAAGCUCCAUCAGGGAUGUCAGUACAGAUUGUUCUUCAGGGGAGGACAGUGCAGUGCAAGGUAGUCGCUCAGAUGACAGUUGUACCGCUUCAGUUUCAACUGUUUCUACUUCUCAUCUCGGGGAAAGUCACAACGAACAAGAAACGCCUGUUGAUGUUGAUGUCACCACUGUGUCACCUUCAAGACCAACUAGUGAAAUGCAUGUUUGUAGUACCACAGAUGCUCAUGUUUCUCCUCAAGUGGACAGCUCAGUGAUCCUGUCUGCUACCUUUGCUGAUUCUGAGCCAGUGCGUAUUCGAGAAGCAGAACCUAUGGAUAUUGACGGCAAAGCUGUUUCUACAUCUGAAAGUUCUUGCUCAGAAACAUCUCCUCGGAUGAGUAAAAAUUCAGGCGAUGACUGUUCAUCAUUACCAACAGAAGUCACUAGCACAGACACGACAGCUAACAGAGGGGCUGCAUCGCUCGACAAGAAAAAUUGCACAUCGUCUUGUGAAAAUUCGACAACCAGUAUCAUCAGCGCGCCGAAAACCUCUACUACUGUCUCGUCAGGUGUUAACGCAGUUUCGACCUGUGGUGUAACGACAGCUAAAUCAGUGAUGCCGAAGUCGACCUGUACCACACCUGCUACCUCCAGUACACCAUCAAAAACUGUACCAGCAAUGCCUGUACCAGCAUCACCGCUGUCUGUGUCAUUGCCCUCAGUACUAGUUCAGUGUGCGACUAGCAUUGAUAAACCGUCCACAUUAUCUACGGUAGCAACAAAUACAUUUACAGAAACACCCGCGGUUAACAUUAAACCGUUGUUACCUAGUGUUCCCUUGCAAAGGACAGGGGUUGUUAGUACAAGUCCUCGAAAUGUAGUUGCAGUAGCAACUCCUUUAGCUUCCUCAGUACAGUCAACAGCUGUGAAAGGUUUAGUAGUAAACACACCAACUGGAAGUGUUAGUGCUAGGAUAACAACUGCACAGAAAACUGCCAUUUCUAGUCGAAUCCAGACAGCUCAGUACGUCCCAAUUGGUCCCAAACCAAUCCUUCCCUCACCAAGGCUAACUGGUCAAAGCAUUGUCGUACAGGGAACAAAUGUAGUUCAGCCAACGGUUGUGGGGCAAGGUAGUACGGCUCCAGUGAACAGUAUGGCUGCAUUGGUGGCGAGAAUUCCAGGAUCUGGUGCAACCAUUGGACCAUCACAGCUCAUUCGUCUGGUCACAGCGGAUGGUAAGUCGAUCACCCUGCAGGGUUCACAGCUAGCGGCUAUCGCCCAGCAAAUGGGAUCCCCGAUGCAGCUUGCCGUCCCUAAAACAAUAACAGUGCAGGUCUCUGGUGCUACUGUGCAACAAAAUCCAGUAAAGACUGUUGGUGCAUCAACAACUGCCACCACUAUUACUGUGCAGAGACCACAGCAACAGCCUGCCCAGGUCAAGCCACAAGUUGUCAUCAAACCAAAGGUGCCAGCCAAACCAAUCAAGGAAGAAAAGUUUCCAUCCCUAGAACCGCUCAUUAAAGAUCCUCGUGCAUUGCUUAACCGAAGGAUUGCCAAAUGGCCGUUGCGUCAUUCAGUAAAAAGUUUGUUUACUCUAGAAAAGCAUGAACGUAGAAAACUUGGCAGGAAAGCCGGAAUGAAGGAAGUGAAUGGAUAUGUGUACACUUCGCGUGCUAUUGGUGUUAACUGGCCCGUGGGAAUUCCUCGUCCUUCAUUUAAGGUUGCUUGGCGUUUCCGAACUCAGAGUUUAAAGACACUGGCCGGAGCAGCAAUACAGCUCAGGAUUUUACAGUCAUGUCUGAAAUGGGAUGAAAUGAACGUGAGGCCACCACGUGGAAACAACAAUACUGUCUACACCAGUUCAGGUUAGUGGAACGUUUGUACCACUCCAUCACCCCUGUUUGUGGCGCGAACCCACAGAAUGUUGGUGUUAUCGUUAAUAGCAUACAUUUCAUUGCAUUUUCGCAAGAUUUUCGUAUGAUAUCGAUAUUUUAGGCGCUUAGAUAAACUUGUAUUUCAUUGUCUCCCGUAGCCAAGAACAGGACUCGAAGUUAUUCCUUGCAGUUAAAUCAAGAAAGCUACCAUACAUCAUUUGUCCUAAAAAUUCGAGGUUUAAUUUAGAUGCAUUUCAUGACAUAUUUUGUCUUUUGACCCUUGUAACACUCGUUCGUUGACCGUAUCUCCACACAGCGGUGUUUCUGUUGAUGCAAUACUGAUGUCAGUCGAGAGAAAAAACUCAGACUGGGAUAAUUUUGUAUAGAAAGAAAAACAUACCGACUAUUCUCAAAAGUAGGCUCAGUUUCCUUCAUGUUUUGUUGUUUCGCCAUUUAGGUACAACAACAACAGAAAUAACAGAUAGAAAAUUUGUUUCGGUUGAUGGCCUGCGAUGCAAAUACCUUGUGCGGAAAGUUAUACGGACACUAACCAAACCAGUAGUAGAACCACCUAAACCAGCGCCUACAAAGAGCAAGAGGGGACGUACAUUAAGACCUAAGAUUGUCCUACAACCAGAUGAUGAAGAUGAUGAUCGUCGAACGCAGUCUGGUCCUCGCGUAUUUGAGGCGUGGUACCCUGAGGUAGGGAGUUACUGUAUGACAUGCUUUGAUUCUUAUCUUUCUCUCACCAUCAGCAUUUAAGCUUCUGCAAAGGAGAAAAUACAAUUUUUAACAGCUUCCUGUAACCGAAAACCGAAAUUUAGCUUACUCCAGCGUUUUACUUUUCUCGUCACUUCUGUUAAGGUGGCGUUUUUAUGGUUCAGUUUUAAAUUCAAGAAUAUCUUUAGUUUAUACAACUUUAUGUGUCAUGUUUUAGGUGUUAUCUCUUAUUUUUGACAGGCUAAAUUGGAACUUUGGGAGAUCCGCCAGUAUCACGAGCGAAUCGACCGCGAGAGGGCCCUUGCACGAGAAAAGAAAGAACAAGAGGAAGCCUUGAAGCGUGCAGCGGAAAUACGCGCCGCCGCUCUCCAGCGGAAACAACAAGAACAACAGGCGCGACAACAGCAGCAGCAUCUCCUCAAGAUGAACAAGAAAAAAGUCCAGAAUGCUAUUAAGACUCAGCAGAAAAAGGUAGCUGUGUACAAACCUCCUGCAGUCAAUCCUCAAUUUACAUACAAACCUGCCGUGACUGCGGCGGUUCCUAUAGGAGCUUUACGCCGUACGGUACCUGUUGUACGUCAAGCGCUUCCCUCCAAGCUCCCUUCUGUACAGCCCGUUGGUAUGCCGCAGAUAAGAACGCAAAUUAUACCGCGAACCACAACAAUCACCCAGGUCGCUUCUUCAGCUUCAUAUAUACAGAGAUUACAACCCAAACUUCAAGCCACUCCGCAGCGAGUUUACACUACUAAUUCAAACUUAAGUCAAACAUCACGAGCUGCUGCUGCCCCAAGCUCUGCUACUGGAUAUAAUGGUAAGUCAUAUUUAAUUCUGAACUUGCUUAAAUUUUCGAGAAACGUUUCCAUUUCAUAAACGAAAAACCAAAAAAAUAAACAACAACAGCAAACAACAAUAUUAAAUAAUGCUACAGAUCAUAAAGCGGAACAAGUUGGUUUGUUGUUUUGAGAUUUUAAACGAGCAGAGAAGUAAGGGUCGGGCAGAGGAGAGGUGGAUGGGAGGGGAGGGGAGGGGGAGAUUAUAGCCGAACUUUCCUUCAAGGUAAACUGUUGAAACAGAAGUUAUAAAUAACAUCGAGAACUUCUCAUUAAUGACAUUUUACUUUAUUUCUCUUAAAGUAAAAGGUAAAAAAUAAUGUGCAGUCGAACCUCUAACGAUCUUCCAUCAGGCGAUCCACCCUGUAUUAAGCGGCUAAAUAAUUAAUAAAUAGUAAUUAAUUUAUAGCCUCUUUUUAACAGCCACCUCUGUUAAGCGGGCCGCCUUCAUGCUGCCCCAAGAAGAUUGUUUCGUAUUGUUUCAUACAGUGAAAUGAUUAAAAAUAAUGUGGAAAACUGCUUUUUCACUGUGAUUAAAACAAUCAUGCACAGCGUGCCGGGACUGACUAGCAGUUUGUCGCUAUUAAGUUUGUAUACUGGCUCUUACCACGCCUAACCUUGUUUUCGAUGGCCCUCCAUUAGCGGCCAGUUAAUCCUUUUCCAAGGAUGGCCGCCUAAUCGAGGGUCGACUGUAAAAAAACUAAAUCUUACUCGCAGCCCUUUGAUACCGGAAGUUUAUCUUUGAGCGUGUUUUUCUUUCUUCCUUUUUGUUAUAGUGACGCGACCUACUGCUGCUUUCACAGUAGCCACGCCCAAACCGGCUGCAGUCCGAACCAACCCCAUGACAACAUCCCGGAUGAAGCACUCCUCCAAGGAACAAGUUAAACAGGCGAGCAAAGCAAAGUCUCGCAAGCCUGGUGCUGGAGGGGUACCACUACUGCAUAACAAGAAAUACAUGACUAUGGAGGCAAGGCAAGAUAUGAACAGGUAACUAACACUCACCCGCCUCAAUUGUAACCACACAGACAGGACUUGCCACUCUUCUUUAUGUACCCACCCUCCUCCCUUUCGCAUACCCUAUCAGGCUCUACAAAUGCAGAUCUUUUGUAUAUCUUAGCACAUUCUUUUACUGGGAGUACUGACCUGUCGGGUAUAAAGUACUUAUCUUCUCUCCAUCCCGUACAAGUUCUUCUAAUUCCUUUUUACCUUUCUUAACAUGUAUUUAGUAUUUCUGUGAAAAACUAACAAGUACAGCUGUAGAUGGAGUAUGACUUUCUGGCUGUGUGUAGUGAUUUAAUAAAACUGUUUGUGUUAAUGACUAUCGCCGUUUUAUUCAUACCAUUUUCUCUCCGUGACUGUGAAACUUAGCUAAGUAAACUUUUGGGUUACUAUUGUCCCAACUCAUAUCGACAGUAGAGUGUGUUAAGUCGACCUUGUAACUUAUUCUUUUUGUUGUAAUCUGUAUUACUUUAACUAAAGUUACCGCCACCAACAGCGUGCAAAGAUAUGUCAUUUAUGAAAAGUGAAAGAGUAAUAAUGUUACAUCACAGACUGGGUGACGUCUAGUUGUUUUGUUUUAUAGAGUUGCUAUUUGUAGGAAGGUUCUCGACUUUAUACUUGACAAAAUUGAUCGCAAUGAAGAGGUUGAACGCAGGAAACAGUUGAAGAAACGUGCCAAGGAAGAAAGCCAGGCUCUGAGGAUGGAGAAACAGAAGGCCAACAAACUCGCAGCUUUACUGCAAAAACGCAAGGAGGCACUUAAAAGAGACGUAAUGAGGAAAAGGGAUCUUCUUGAGAGAGACCUAUUGUUGGAGCUGCAGGAGGACCCUAAAACAGGAAGUAAAAGGAAGCAUGCAGGGGACUCAGAGAGAAGGAACUCACACAAUAGUUCACCUGAAGGACCUAAGGCAAAGAGGAAGAAAGCUGUUGAAGAUGAACGCCUGUUCUGUAUUUGCAAGACUCCUUAUGAUCCAACUCUGUAAGUAUCUGUUUCCUUGCUAGCUUACUCCCUUAAAGGUUGAAAUAUAAGUGUAUUUUUAAUUUAAUUUUGUGUAUGUGGCAGUUGAGUAGUAGUUAGAAUUAUCCGUGUAGUUAUAGCCAUUAUUAUCAUAUACAAUAAUGAGCUAUUUGCGGGUGGGAAAGUAAUGUAAUUAGUUAUAUUUCCAAUUUUCAAUAAAAUUUGUUGUUGUUGUAGUUGUUGUUGUUAAAUCGGUGCAAGUUAUAGUUCUGCACUGCGAAUGUUUCUUCUCCAACCGUUCUCUCCACUGAUAUAGCGAGUAAACGAUCAAAAGUCUUAACUACCCCGAGGUAAAAUAAUUAUUAGAUGCAUAACAAACUAAAUAAAUAUUGUUCUCUUUAGAUUCUACAUUGGUUGUGACAUGUGUGCCAACUGGUUCCACGGACGUUGUGUCCAGGUCACACCAGAAAGCGCGCAAAGUAUGGACGAAUGGACUUGUGCCGAGUGUACGCAGGCUCGCCGUGGAGUGGAAGAGGAAGAACUUUACUGUCUGUGCCGCCAGCCCUACGAUGAAAGAAAGUACGGUCUAUAAUGUUCUCGUAAUUUGGGGGCGGGAGAGGGGAAUGGCUAAAGAAAGAUGGACAUUAAUUACAAUUUAUGACCCAGGACGCAUUGUAUUUCACUUUGGCGGCAGAAAUUAUCAUGUACCGACAUCUGCAGGGCCCACUUGCGCAAAGUUCGUUCACCGCAAACUCAAGGUGAAAAUCUUAGCCCACCACUGAGUCUUCUGGCAUAACUGUUUCUCCUCUGAGUGCCAAAGACUUAACAAGACUGUCUUAAAAACUCAAAUUAUAAUACAGAAAUUUUUUUGGCUGGAAACUAACUUUAAAAAAAAAUUAGUAACAUUUAAUGAAAGUCGCCAUUGGGACAAAAAGCUGAGCGGCAGAAAAUCUAGAGGCACCUGUACAUUUCAUAAGUCACAGUGAUACCAAUGUUUAUUUCGCAGCUUGUCUGCCUAAUACAGGGUGUCUACCUGGCACGGGUUUCACGGUUGAGGUUUGGUCCACUGCUUAUGGUUGUUUGUUAUUAUAAUAUCUGGAAAAUAUUCUUAAAUCAUGCCUCGCUUUGUAGAUUCUACAUCGGCUGUGACAAGUGCCAAGAUUGGUUUCAUGGUACAUGUGUUGGUAUCACGGCCACUGAAGCGGAUAAUAUUGAGUUUUAUACGUGUCCAAAAUGCACUCAGUCCCAGACUCAAGCCAGUAAACAGCCGCUGACCAGCAAGGAUUACGACACGCUUAAACGUCUUCUCCGUUCUUUACAGGUAGGUUGAAGUCUAUUUUUAACUUUAAAACGGGAUAUAUCUGUUUAACGGCUGUGUGCACUUAUUUGAGCCAGCAUUACUUCAACAUUCUGGUAUCUAAGUUGCCUUAGAGUACUGUAAUGGUAAUUCUCGUUCGUCAGUGUAGUUGCGAGUUUUGACGCAUAUCCGCGGCCCAAGAAGAGAAUACGGUAGUGCAAGAUAAAAAAGAAAUAUAAUUGUAUAGGAGCACGGUGGACAGACUAGACAAUAAAACAUGAAAGCAAUGCCGCCGGCGGUGUUCGUUAUAGUAGUUUUCAGGAUGGCAGGCUCAGGACGCGUUAUACUAACACUUACAACAGCGCCUUGUAAGAUUGGACAUGCGUAAUGAACGCCUGGUAGCCUGCGUAGCGGUCUCCGGUUCUUUUAUGGUUGAUUUCCCGUGUCGCAUAAUUUUUACGUGCGUACGCAAAUGAAAUAGAGGCAAUGCAUGAAAGGUCGCUCGUAAGCGUAAAAGUUAAACUUCGCUCAACUUCUCGUUUGAGCUCAGCACUUUUUAUCUUCCCUCUAUUUUAUUUACGUGAUUAAACUUUACGUGCGCUAACGUGCGUAGCCAAAAACGCGUUAGUGGCAAUCAACCUUAAGAGCGAAGGGAGAAAUUUCAAGGACGCGCGCGCGCACGAGAGAAGAAAAGAAGAUGAGGCAUGUUUUCCCCUGCUCUAUAACAGCUAACCAAAAGACUAGCCUGGGUCUGGUUACUAUGAGUGCUGCGAGAUAUAUAUGUUUCCACCAUUAUUACCUUUUACAUUCUCCCGGGCAUCAGCGUUGGGCCAAAGGCGGUAAGAAGCCGUGUUACUGGCGGUCAAUCUUAUAUGUUAAAAAGAAGAACAGUGAGUUCCAUUUUCUUCCUGUUUUUAUAGAGCCAUAAAAUGGCGUGGCCGUUCCUAGAACCUGUUAACGCUGAUGAAGUUCCUGAAUACUACGAUGUGAUCACUGAUCCUAUCGGUAAGCCUUUUUAGUGUACCAGCCAAUCAAAAUAAAGUAAAUAUUAUCCAUUCAGAACCCCGUCCAACUGGGCCAGUGACGGACGACUUGGUUCACUCGAGAUUCCCGUGCUUCGAACCGAAUGCUCUAAGCCUCUGUUUUAAUGCGAGGCUAAGUGCGAAGCCACUGAUAUGAAAUUGAUUUUUUUAUUCUCUUGGAAAAAAAGUGCAUUUUCACAAAAAAAGGUGUGGCACUUGGCCUCGUUUUGAAAGUGAGUUUUUGGAACUCGGAAGUGGACUGGUGGCACUAAUGAGUUGCUUUUCAAGUAAAUAGGUUGGCGACACGGGGAUUCUAGCAAGUGCUAACUGUUAUGUUGCUUUCUCUACCUGUCAGAUCUUUCAAUAGUUGAGGAGCGUAUGAACUCCAAGACCUAUUCAUCCCUGGACGCCUUCGUGAGCGACAUCACUAAGAUUUUCGACAAUUGUCGUUAUUUCAACCAGCGAGAUUCACCCUACUAUCGUUGCGCUGAAGUGCUGGAAAGCUUCUUUGUUCAAAAACUGCGCGCAUGGAAAAACAGAAAAUGACUUCAAAGCUGGUUUGUUCUUAUCAGCGAUACAGACCGCAGAGAAUAGAGACUGGCCAUACAGAUCUAUAAAGUUACUCGAUAAUCGUUGCCCAUCUCGCAAGCGUUCUGGUGCUAGUGGACCAGAAAUGUUAGUAAAUAAUGUAAUAGUUUGAAUAUUUAUGUCUUUUUCUCAUUUUCUCGUAGUCAAUAAAACUUACGCUACCGGGGCGCGUAUUACCAACGCUUCUUGUUCGCAUCUUCCUCCAGAAUCCUUUGUGUACAGUCCUCUAUUAAUGUGGCAAGGGUUAUUGCUACUUUGUUAGGGUGUCGAUCUGGGUAUUCUGCCGAAAGUUUCGAUGAACUAAAUCUCGAGUAGAGUACGUUCAUAGUUGCGAAAGGUUAAACUUAACUAUCAAAAAAUUGUUUAGCGGGGCACAUAAGUAUUUCGAGGAUUGACGCGGAUUAGGCUUUUCGAGUGUGUGCUUUUUGAAACUCUGGUUGUGACAAGUGUUCAUCUAGAAGAAAUAAUGAUGAAUCAGAAUGAAAAGUUACUGUAAAAUAGCUUGUUCUUGUAUUGGUA